UCGCGCCCCGUCCACGCUUCUCCCUCUCCCCUCCUCCGCCCUGCUCCAGUGUUCUCCGCACACAAAAUUUCUUCCUCGGAGAUUCAAUUCAAAACAAUAGCAUGUCGCGGCCAACCAGAAUAUCUCCUCUCCUCUCGGAAAGACUUGGUCUUCCUCGAACCGAGCGAGAGAACUGGAGAUUAGACACAGACACGGUCGGACGGCUGCAGUGGAGAUAUCUAGACGCGGACUCCGAUAAAGAAGAACUCAAGCGAAGGCCCCAGAGAACUUAUGAGAAGUAUCUUCUGGGACUGGAUAAUGAUCUGCCCGAGCUUCCCCGCGCCGAGAAUGCAUACGAUGCCGCACUCAAUGGCUUGAGAUUCUUCAAAGAACUACAGCUAGACGAAGGAUUCUGGGCAUGUAGAUACGGAGGGCCGAUGUUUUUGCUCAUAGGCAUGGUCGCAGUGCAUUACUACACCAAGACGCCUUUCCCCGAGCCAUGGAGAAUCGAGGUCAUCCGAUACCUGACCAACACCGCACACCCUGUCGAUGGCGGAUGGGGACUCCACUCCGAAGACAAGAGCACGGUUUUUGGAACGUCGGUCAAUUACGUCGUUCUGCGGUUGCUCGGUGUCGAGCCUGAUCAUCCGGUGACUGCGCUGGCGCGCAAGACGCUUCACAAGAUGGGCGGCACCGUGGGAGCGCCUCAAUGGGCCAAGCUGUGGCUCGCGGCUCUCAACUUGUACGAAUAUGAAGGCAUUAAUCCUAUUCCUCCUGAUGCUUGGCUGCUUCCUGAUUGGUUUCCUGCUCACCCCAGCAAAUGGUGGAUUCACACCAGACAGGUUUACUUGCCCAUGGGGUACAUCUAUUCCGAGCGACUCAAGGCCACCCUCGACCCGCUCUUGACGUCCUUGCGGGAAGAGCUAUACACGUGCCCAUACAAGGACAUUGACUUUGCGAAGCAUCGCACGACCGUCUCGCCAAUUGAUGUCUACUACCCGCAUACCACAGUACUGAACGUGAUGAACUCGGCUAUCGUGUUGGCGCAAAACUAUCUACGACCAAACUGGCUGAAACGCAAGUGCCGCGAGACCGUAGUGAAUCUCAUUCGCAAGGAGAACACAGAUACGAAGUACCUCAGUGUCGGACCCGUCAGCUUUGCGUUGAACGCACUGGUAAUGUUUGCUGAGGAAGGGCCAGACUCUGUUGCAUUCAAACGACACCUCGAUCGGACGACCGAUUUCAUGGUUAUGAGUUCCGACGGCAUGCUGAUGAUGGGCACGAACGGAGUACAGGCGUGGGACACCAGUUUCGCCCUGCAGACGAUGUGCACAAUCGGAGCGGCGGAGCUUCCCGAGUUCCAAGAGACAGUCAAGAAGGGUCACAAGUUUCUCAAGAACUCACAGUUCACGGAGAAUUGCUCGCCGGGAUCGUAUCGCGAUCCGAGACUUGGAUGCUGGCCGUUCUCGACAAAAGACCAGGGGUAUACCGUCAGCGACUGCACGUCCGAGGCCAUGAAAGCUGUGCUGAUGGUCCAGAACCUACCGUAUAUCGAAGCAGGGAUACCUGAUGAAAAGAUAUACCCGGCCGUUGACGUGCUGCUCAGCCUGCAAAACCGAGGUUCAUUCUCGUUUGGAAGUUUCUCGUCAUACGAACAAAUCAGGGGGCCACCAAUUCUUGAGUGGAUCAAUCCGGCCGAGGUGUUUGGAAACAUCAUGGUCGAGUACCCGUAUGUCGAAUGCUCAGACUCCGUCGUCAUUGGCCUGUCGUAUUUCAGAGACCACUCAGACUACCGACACGCCGAAGUAGUCCAAGCAAUCGACGACGCCGUGAAGUUCAUCAAGUCUGAGCAAGACUCUAACGGCGGCUGGUACGGAUCAUGGGGAAUCUGCUAUACUUACGCGGGGAUGUUUGCCAUCGAGGCGUUAUCGUACCAGGGCGAGAAUUACGAAAACAGCGAGUGGAUCCGCAAGGGAUGUCACUUUCUGGCCAAGAGGCAGGAGGAGGAUGGUGGCUGGGGUGAGAGCUAUCGGUCCUGCGAAACCGUGACCUACGUCUCCCACGAACAAACCCAAGUUGUAAACACCGCAUGGGCCUGCAUCGCGCUAAUGCUAGCAGACUACCCAGACGUGGAGGUCAUUACUCGCGGCAUCAAGCUGCUCAUGAGUCGGCAGAAGGCGAACGGAGAGUGGCUGCAGGAAGGUAUCGAGGGCGUGUUCAACCGGAGCUGCAUGAUUGAGUAUCCGAACUACAAGUUCUAUUUCUUGAUCAAGGCGCUUGGGAUGUAUGCUAAGAAGUACGGGAAUCCGAAGCUGUGCUGAGCGGUGAUGCUAAAAUAAUCUAUGCUAUUUUCUAG
This is a messenger RNA of Myxozyma melibiosi, 2335 nucleotides long. RefSeq names its product terpenoid cyclases/protein prenyltransferase alpha-alpha toroid. Gene Ontology annotation, molecular function: lanosterol synthase activity. Gene Ontology annotation, cellular component: lipid droplet. NCBI's taxonomy places the organism in Eukaryota, Fungi, Ascomycota, Lipomycetes, Lipomycetales, Lipomycetaceae. Gene Ontology annotation, biological process: triterpenoid biosynthetic process; ergosterol biosynthetic process. The transcript is spliced from 4 exons. Bases 102 to 2300 code for a protein of 732 amino acids. The record is from RefSeq and is a predicted model, not a curated record.